AUGACCAUGAGCAGUGCAAUCAUCGCGACCUUCAUCCUGAAAGAAAAGUUUCUAAAGAUUCAUGCCCUAGGAGUAAGCCUCAUCAUAGCGGGAGUCGUGCUCAUCGUCUACAGCAAAGGCAACGAGGCAGUGAUCGAGCCCACCAUCGAGGAAGCGCUGACUGAAUACUUCGGCUCUACCCAGUCGAUCAUAUAUUGCAUCAGCAUCUGCAGCAUCACAGUCUUCCUCCUCUUUAUCUGCGAGACGCAUGGCAAGGCAUAUGUCAUUUUUUACACAAGUCUCUGCUCGCUCAUCGCCUCUUGGACGGUUCUUGGCUGCAAGUCCUUCAUGGCAUUUUUCCGUCGGACAGUAGAAAAGGGAGACAACCAGCUCACAAGAAUGCCGGAGGGUCUUUUCGCCUGGUUCACGCUGCUCGUAGUGGUGGCGUGUGCUGUGAUCUCUCUGCAUUAUCUACAGCAAGCGAUGAGAUACCAUGACAACAACAAAGUCAUUCCAACCUACUAUGCCACCUUCACACUAGCCUGUAUCAUCGGUGCUGCCGUCGUCUACAAAGAGUUCGAGGGCCUCACAGUCCGUCAGCUUUCCCUCUUCUUCCUCGGGCUGGUUCUCGCGGGGGCAGGCGUCUUCACCAUCUCAGCCAAGAGAGCGCAUGAGGAAGGGGAGGAUACUGUGCAUGAGGAGAAGCGACACGAAAACGGAGUUUCUAAAACAGACUCCUGGGAUCGCUGGGCUCGAAAUGGCGACCGGCUCAAACUCGUUGAGAUGGACAUGCUCAAGGCAGUUCACAUAGAGAACGGCGACUUCACCCCCACCAAGUCUCCUCACACCAACGGCUCGUGAUCAACCUGCCGCAAACUUCUCCCAUGCCCCCUACAAUCCCCACCCCUGCCCCCUUCUCAUCCAGCUGAUUUCCAUCACACUCUCCUCUUGCCUCGUCCAGCUAUACCCCGACAGCGUCAGCAGCCUUUGUAAAUUCACUCAUGACAUGUCCAUAAUAAAAGAUGCGAACACAC
Guillardia theta CCMP2712 is the source of this 1013-nucleotide messenger RNA. RefSeq lists its product as hypothetical. Lineage: Eukaryota; Cryptophyceae; Pyrenomonadales; Geminigeraceae. Bases 1 to 840 code for a protein of 279 amino acids. Gene Ontology annotation, biological process: magnesium ion transport. Gene Ontology annotation, cellular component: membrane. Gene Ontology annotation, molecular function: magnesium ion transmembrane transporter activity. The transcript has 12 exons. The record is from RefSeq and is a predicted model, not a curated record.